AUAAUCCACCCACUUCCUAGAAGCACAUUUAAUAAGCAGGAGGAGCUGAAAACAGGGAAAGUGAAAAUGUUAGGAUUCUUUAAUCGAAUCAUAGAAUGGUUUAAGAGCCUUUUCUGGAAGGAAGAGAUGGAGCUCACCCUGGUUGGCUUGCAAAACUCUGGAAAAACCACAUUCGUCAACGUUAUUGCUAGCGGCCAAUUCAAUGAGGACAUGAUACCAACAGUUGGAUUCAAUAUGAGGAAAGUAACGAAAGGCAACGUUAGUAUUAAACUUUGGGAUAUAGGUGGUCAGCCAAGAUUCCGAAGCAUGUGGGAAAGAUACUGCAGAGGCGUAACUGCUAUAGUUUAUAUGGUGGAUGCAGCCGAUCUUGAGAAAAUCGAGUCUUCCAAAACAGAGCUACAACUUUUAUUGGACAAGCCGCAAUUGACUGGAAUACCAGUUCUUGUGCUUGGUAAUAAAGUGGACCUGCCUAAUGCACUGAGAGAGAGAGAACUAAUAGAGCGAAUGGGUCUCAGUGAUAUUAAGGACAGAGAGAUAUGUUGUUACUCUAUAUCUUGCAAGGAAAGGGAAAAUAUUGACAUCACUUUACAAUGGCUGAUCCAGCAAGCCAAGAAUCAAAAGCCUUGAUUAUAUACCUGGUUCCGACAAAUGAAGACUAAGAGAGCUAAUAAUUAUGUGUUUUGAGGCUGCUGUUCUGUGUGUAUUUUGUAAUAAAAAAUAUUAUGUUUAUCUUUUA
This is a messenger RNA of Amphimedon queenslandica, 736 nucleotides long. RefSeq names its product ADP-ribosylation factor-like protein 8A. Bases 67 to 627 code for a protein of 186 amino acids. Gene Ontology annotation, biological process: protein transport; anterograde axonal transport. The record is from RefSeq and is a predicted model, not a curated record. The transcript is spliced from 7 exons. Gene Ontology annotation, molecular function: GTP binding; GTPase activity. Gene Ontology annotation, cellular component: lysosomal membrane. Lineage: Eukaryota; Metazoa; Porifera; Demospongiae; Haplosclerida; Niphatidae.